This is a messenger RNA of Prunus dulcis (almond), 2889 nucleotides long. RefSeq names its product probable LRR receptor-like serine/threonine-protein kinase At3g47570. Bases 1 to 2889 code for a protein of 962 amino acids. Gene Ontology annotation, biological process: protein phosphorylation. Lineage: Eukaryota; Viridiplantae; Streptophyta; Magnoliopsida; Rosales; Rosaceae. The transcript is spliced from 3 exons. Gene Ontology annotation, molecular function: protein binding; ATP binding; protein kinase activity. The record is from RefSeq and is a predicted model, not a curated record.
AUGGGGGUUUUAGUUAUGAAACUGAUUUUAAUAUACUCAUUUUUCAAUGGAGUAUUGGUUAGCUCCAUGCAAAUGGGAGGGAACGAGACAGAUAGGACGGCACUGCUAACCAUCAAAGCUCAAAUAAAGCAAGAUCCUCAUAAUGUAACGAGCUCCUGGAAUGAAUCCAUUCACUUUUGCUUCUGGCACGGUGUCACCUGCAGUCGACGACACCAACAAAGGGUCACAAGGCUAGACCUCCAAUCUCAAAAGCUGGUAGGGUCCCUGUCUCCAAACAUAGGAAAUCUAAGUUUCCUAAGGGAACUAGAACUACAGAACAACAGCUUCAGCAAUAAAAUCCCUCCAGAAAUUGGGCAUUUGCGUAGAUUGCAGGUACUGUAUCUAAACCGUAACUCAUUUAGUGGCCCUAUUCCGUACAAUAUAUCAUAUUGCUCCAACCUCAUCUUCAUGUAUUUCGGUUUCAACGGGUUGGUGGGUAAAAUUCCAUCUGAAUUUGGCUCUUUGUCGAAGCUUCGAAGCUUUGUUGUAGAAGCUAAUAAUUUAACAGGAGAGAUCCCUCCUUCCUUGGGAAACCUUUCGUCUCUCGAGGCAAUUGGUGCAACUCAAAAUAGCUUGGUGGGAAGCAUCCCUACUUCUCUGGGCCAAUUGAAAAACUUAACAAUUUUGUCAUUGGGCUCAAACAACUUAUCUGGUACCAUUCCUCCCUCCAUCUAUAACCUCUCUGCUCUUUAUUCUUUUGGCGUAGCACUGAACCAAAUUCAUGGGAGUCUUCCAUCAGACAUGGGAAACUCUCUUCCUAAUCUCCAAUUCUUUAGCAUUGUUAAUCAUCUUGGAAUCGGUACAGAUGGUGACUUGAGUUUUCUCUCGGGAUUGACCAAUGCCACAGAGUUAAAAAUUUUGAUUAUGGGUGUAAACAAUUUUGGAGGGACGUUGCCCACAUCAAUAUCUAAUCUCUCAACCAAGCUUGACAUGUUUUGGUUUAACAGCAACCAACUACAUGGAAGCAUCCCAACUGACAUAGCGAAUUUGGUCAACUUGGAAUCGUUGGGAAUGAAGGGAAAUAGCUUCACGGGUAGCAUCCCCAGUGAAUUUGGUCAGCUUUCAAGCCUUGCGGAAUUAGAUAUUUCUGUGAAUCUAUUAUCAGGAAGCAUUCCGGCGUCUUUAGGAAAUUUAACCAAGAUGUACAGACUCUUCUUAGCCGGGAAUAAUCUAGAGGGUGUCAUCCCUUCAAGCCUGGGAAAAUUGCAGCAGCUGAUAUCAUUGGAUUUGUCUAAUAAUAAACUUAGUGGCGCAAUACCUCAACAAGUUAUUGGCCUCUCAUCCUUAUCAAAGCUUUUAAACUUGUCUACGAACCACUUUGCGGGUUCUCUUCCGAUGGAGGUUGGAAAGUUGAAGACUCUAGGUAUAUUAGACGUUUCUAAUAACAUGUUAUCUGGAGAAAUUCCUAUUACCCUUGGUAAAUGUGAGAGUUUAUCAGUCUUACAUUUGCAAGGCAACUUCUUCCGGGGAAUUAUUCCCUCUUCUUUGAUUGGGUUGAAAGCCAUAGAAGAAGUAGAUGUUUCUCGCAACAAUUUUUCGGGUGAAAUUCCAAUGUUUUUCGAGGGCUUUGUCUUCUUAAAGAAUCUAAACCUAUCAUUCAAUGAGUUUUGGGGAGCAGUACCAACUGGAGGUGCUUUCAAAAAUGCGAGUGCGAUUUCAAUAGCUGGCAACGCCAGGCUCUGUGGCGGUAUUACUAAUCUCCAACUGCCCAAGUGCAAGACCAGAAAAGGAGGAUUAUCCCCCAGCUUGAAAUUAAUCAUCCCUUUAGUACUUUCUGGACUUGCCGUUCUAGGAAUAAUAGCUGUGGUGAUGUCCUAUUUCUUUCUUCGUCCGUCAAUAUGGAAGAGGAAAGAAAUUCUGUUGAGCACAUUGGCGAAAAACUUUUUACAAGUGUCAUAUGCUACCCUUGUAAAAGCUACUGAUGAGUUCUCUUCAGCUAAUUUGAUUGGUGCAGGCAGUUUUGGGUCUGUGUACAAAGGAAUUCUUGAUGGUGAUGAUCAUAAAGCCCAGCUUGUUGCUGUCAAGGUGUUCAACUUGUUACGACAUGGAGCAUGGAAGAGUUUCAUAGUCGAAUGUGAGGCUUUAAGAAACAUCAAGCAUCGAAAUCUUGUCAAGAUUAUUACUGCAUGUUCAAGUGUUGAUUUUCAUGGUAAUGAUUUCAAAGCUCUGGUUUACGAGUAUAUGGAGAAUGGAAGCUUAGAGGAGUGGCUGCAUCCACCUACUGAAGUUAAAGAGGUAAGGGAGGCACUCAAUCUAGAGCAAAGGCUAGACAUUGCCAUUGAUGUUGCUUGUGCAUUGGAUUAUCUUCAUAAUCAUUGUGAAACACCGAUAGUUCAUUGUGAUCUCAAGCCGAGCAAUGUUCUUCUGGACAACGAGAUGACUGGACAUGUUUCUGACUUUGGACUAGCAAGAUUUCUUUCCCAACAAACUGGUACUAAUGUUUCAGAAAAUCCAACAAGUUCCAUUGGAAUAAAAGGAACGGUUGGUUAUGCUGCUCCAGAGUACGGUAUGGGAAGCGAGGUGUCAACAAAUGGAGAUGUCUACAGCUUUGGUAUUCUUCUGUUAGAGAUGUUCGCAGGAAAGCGACCCACCGACGACAUGUUUAAUGGGGACCUAAACCUUCAUACUUAUGUUAAAAUGGCUUUCCCUAAUCGAGUUAUGGAGAUUGUAGAUUCAACACUUUUUGAAGGAGGCACCAACGAGAGAAGGGUUCAAAAGAUUGAGGUGUGCUUGAAUUCAAUAUUUAGAAUUGGAAUUGAAUGCUCUGCUGAAUCUCCAACGGACCGUCUAAAGAAUAUCAGUGAUGCUGCAUCUGAGCUGCAUUCCAUUAGAGACGUUCUUCUUGGAUAG